Boleophthalmus pectinirostris (great blue-spotted mudskipper) is the source of this 2103-nucleotide messenger RNA. It is a transcript of the gene qpctla, whose product is annotated as glutaminyl-peptide cyclotransferase-like a. Gene Ontology annotation, molecular function: zinc ion binding; glutaminyl-peptide cyclotransferase activity. Bases 643 to 1833 code for a protein of 396 amino acids. NCBI's taxonomy places the organism in Eukaryota, Metazoa, Chordata, Actinopteri, Gobiiformes, Gobiidae. The record is from RefSeq and is a predicted model, not a curated record. The transcript has 7 exons.
AUUUCCGCUUUUUACGUCAACCAAAAUGUGGCGGGGAAUCGCGAGGUCCUGACGGCGGGAUCCAGUGAGAUGGUGAAAAGUGGGUCACUGGUGUUUGUUUUUGUAGACUUUAAUUACUCGUGACUGAAUUGUAUUUAUCCUGUCACACAAUAUACGGAGAUAACUUGACUUCUGGAUUUUGUAACAUCUCGACUGUCGUUUGGACUCCGCGGCUGUAGGUCGCAGUAAAUCUCAAAAACAGCUCAACAUAAAAGCGAAGAAGCACGAUUCCGUGUAGUUCUCAUGGAAGUUUACAUCCAUGGGUUCUCCUAACGUGUGCAUUCAACUAAUUAGAUGCUGAAUACUGACGCUUUUAUGGGUCCUUUUGAGUUUAGCUAUCCACAUGUUUUAUCUGUAUUUAUAACUAUAGUAAGGUGUGUAGGGCACCCUACAGGAGGACGAUUCAAAAUGACUUUAUUAGCUAAUCUUCCCAUGAUUAACAGACCUCUGCAGGUAACGUAAAUGUUAUUAGUUAUAGUGAAGACUUGGAGAGGGACUGUAAAGCUCUUCUUUUUGGCCUAUCUGUUAACUUCCUGCUAUUCACAACACGACGCACUGGACACGUAGCUUUUAGCACACAGCCAAGCUGUCAUAAGUCAAGUCAUGUCCCGGCACAGCCGACGGUACAAGCCUCCGCCGCAGGAUUAUAGCAGUGCCUCUUUGCCCGGCUGUGACCGCGUGUGGAUGCCCCGUGUCCGAGUUAUCUUGCUCUGUCUAAUCGGGGUCUUGGUGCUGGCCAUGGUGCUAGGGGUAUUCUUAUCCAACGACUCCAUCGAUGGGAACUUUGCGAACCGAUUUCCAGAAACAGACUGGACAAAUGACAGAUUGUCUCAUAAGCCAAGUAAGUGCUCCACUUCUCAUAUUCGGCACUUGGCCUCUCAAGUCGAUGGAAACCGUUUAUGGGAGACCCAUUUGAGGCCCAUUCUUAUAGAGAGACUUCCUGGGACCCCAGGCAGUUUGGCAGUGCAGCAGCAUAUUGCCUCUACACUGUCUUCACUGUUGGCAGGCUGGAGCAUUGAUUUAGACUCUUUCCAGUCUCCAACUCCACAUGGCCGGGUGACCUUCACAAACAUUGUGGCUACACUGGAUCCUGCGGCACCUCGGAGACUACUUUUAGCCUGCCACUAUGACUCUAAAUCCCUUCCUUUAGACCCACGAGAUCCAAAAAGAGUAUUUCUGGGUGCCAGCGAUUCAGCAGUGCCUUGUGCUAUGAUCCUGGAGCUUGCAACAUUGCUAGAUGCACAACUAAAAAUAUUUAAACAGCAGAAACACCUACUAACCCUUCAGCUGGUGUUUUUUGAUGGUGAAGAAUCAUUUGAAGAAUGGACUGAUACUGAUUCGCUUUAUGGCUCUCGGUACAUGGCUGAACGAAUGGCCACCACACCUCACCCCAGGGGCUCUGCACACACCACAAUGCUUCAGGCUGUGGAUCUUUUUGUGCUUCUGGAUCUGCUCGGAGCCCCUAAUCCCCUCAUUGUAAAUCACUUUGAUAACACUGCACGUUGGUUUGAUCGACUUAUUACAGCAGAAAAGAGACUCCAUCGACAGGGUCUGCUAGCUUCACAUUCUUCUGAACAAGCUUACUUCAGGAAAGACCUGUAUCUGGGGCCUGUUCAAGACGACCACAUCCCUUUUCUUCUCAGAGGGGUUCCUGUGCUACAUGUCAUUGCAACACCUUUCCCUCAGUUUUGGCAUACACUGGAUGACACAGAGGAGAAUAUGCAUCGGCCCACUGUGGAAAACUUAACAAAGAUUCUUGCCGUCUUCCUGGCAGAAUACUUGGGAUUGUAUUAGUAAAAUGAUUAAAUGCUAAACCUAACCAAAGACAGUAGACCGUUUCUCCUGUCAGUUUGAAUGAUGUGACUUUGCAUAAGCAUAAAUAUUCUUGUUACAGGCAUUACAUUUUUCUAAAUGUUUUAUACAAUUUCAUCCUUGAAAAUAAUGUAUUUCCUCCAAUGACAAGCGAGCUAUUACUCAGGGUAUACCCUUAUGCUUAUUGCAUUAUGGACUUCAGCCCCCCAAAAUUAAAUUAAGCAAUAAAGAAAAAUAAAAACCUGUAAUUGA